AUGGAUCAUUAUAUCGCACAUUUUGGCAACGACGCUGACAUCAAAGGGGCAGUGGUCUCGACGUUCAAUGGUGGCUGCUUCUUUGGCGCUGCUGGUGCCGGAUGGAGUAACGACAGAUUUGGACGAAAAAGGACCAUUCAAAUUGCAUGUAUCAUUGCCCUUUGGGGUUGUGCCAUGCAGACGGGGGCAAAUAAUGUCGUAACCUUGCUUACUGGGCGUAUCAUUGCCGGUGUCGCCAUUGGAGUUCUGUCCAUGACGGUGCCUUUGUACAAUACUGAAGUGGCGCCUCCGAAGAUUCGUGGAUUUUUAGUGGGUUUGACCCAGCAGAUGUUGGGAAUCGGUUUUAUCACGGCUAACUGGGUCGGGUACGGCUCGCAAUACAUCAAGUCGGAUGCUUCCUGGAGGCUACCUCUUGGCUUACAGAUGGCCCCUGCUGGACUGCUUUUGGUGGGCACUCAGUUCCUACCAUACAGCCCGUUACACAACAACGAUCAGGUCUCUGCAGACAAGGAGUACACACAAAUGUACGAAACAAUUAAGGCAGAACUAUCCGUCAAGAGUAACCAUCUAAGCGACCUAUGGGGCACUCGCGCAAUGAGAUGGCGUACAUUUGUUGCAAUGGGCGUGCAAAUUUUCUGUCAGUUCACGGGAAUUAACGUGAUCAAUUACUAUGGCCCGGACAUGUACAAGAGCCUGGGUAUAAUAGGCGGAAAGGCUCUGUUCGUCCAAGGAAUAUACGGCGCUGUCGGCCCAAUUGCCAAUUUAUUCUUCAUCAUUUUCAUUCUCGAUAGAGUAGGACGAAAGAAGCCUCUUCUUUUUGGAGCUGGAAGUCUUGUAGUUACGUUCUCCAUCCUCGCCGCCAUCCUCGCCACGAACCCUGUCGGCUCUGCUGACUCCAGCAUCUCAGCUCAAAGGUCGGGAUCUCAGUUCAAGAUAGCACCGAUACAUCUACUGAACUUAAACUCGAAGGGCUGGUAUCGCAAUGAUAUUCUUGACAAGUAUAUUCUUCUCCUUAAGCUUUGGGCCUGUCAGUUGGGUUCUGGCAUCCGAGGUUUUCCCCACAAGCACUCGCGCAAUCGGGACCAGUGUGGCAACUUGUUCUAA
Cyclocybe aegerita is the source of this 1104-nucleotide messenger RNA. Lineage: Eukaryota; Fungi; Basidiomycota; Agaricomycetes; Agaricales; Hemipholiotaceae. The record is from the annotation of a GenBank genome assembly.